CGUCUAAUCUCGUACUUGUCUCUCAUACCUGUAGCAUCUAUCGGGAAACCCUCUACAUUCCUACUUCCAGCACUCAUCCACCGAGUUUCUUCUCUCCUACGACAUGGCUACCAACGGCACCAACGGCGCUCACAGUCCUCACCUGCCCUACCGUCUCGAUGGCAAAGUAGCCCUUGUCACCGGCUCUGGCCGCGGCAUCGGCGCCGCAAUGGCUCUCCAGCUCGCUACCUGCGGCGCCAAGAUCAUUGUCAACUACGCAAAGUCCGCUGCGUCAGCCGCAAAAGUGGUCCAAGACAUCAAAAAUCUGGGUUCCGACGCCGUCGCCAUACAAGCUGAUGUAAGCAAGGUACCGGAAAUUGUCCGUCUUCUCGACGAAGCGAAAUCUGCUUUUGGGCGUCUGGACAUUGUGUGCUCGAAUGCUGGCGUUGUGUCCUUCGGGCACCUGGAAGACGUUGACGAGGCCGAGUUCGACCGCGUAUUUUCCACCAAUACCCGCGGCCAAUUCUUCGUCGCUCGCGAAGCAUACAAGCACCUUGGAGCUGGAGGCCGCAUCAUUCUCAUGAGCUCCAACACAGCCGAUUCCUUCACCGUCCCAAAACACUCGCUUUACUCGGCCUCCAAAGCAGCCAUCAAUGCCUUCGUCAGGUGUCUGGCUAAAGACUGCGGCGCAAAGAGAAUAACCAUCAAUGCUGUGGCGCCCGGUGGCAUUCUUACCGAUAUGCUGUUUGAGACAGCCAAGGACUAUAUUCCCAACUCGCAGGAUCUUAGUGAGGAGCAGAUACUGAAGAUCGUGGCAAGCGUCUCGCCUCUUAACCGCUGUGGGCUGCCUGUGGAUAUCGCGCGUGUGGUUUGCUUCUUGGCCUCGGACGAAGCCGAGUGGAUCAAUGGUAAAGUCAUGGGCAUUGAUGGGGGAGCGGCGUAGUCGGCCAUUGGGAUUAUGUAGGGUGCACUAUACUAAGCGACUUGGCGGACAAAAACCAAUUAUGAUCACUCUUAACUAUAUAUAAUUGUGAAAUACUACAUAGUUCCGCACAUACACCGUUACAUACCUAGCCGUGGGCACAAAAAGAUACGUUAAUACCCC
Bipolaris sorokiniana ND90Pr is the source of this 1084-nucleotide messenger RNA. RefSeq lists its product as uncharacterized. The transcript is spliced from 3 exons. Gene Ontology annotation, molecular function: oxidoreductase activity. The record is from RefSeq and is a predicted model, not a curated record. The coding region runs from base 104 to 922 and encodes 272 amino acids. Lineage: Eukaryota; Fungi; Ascomycota; Dothideomycetes; Pleosporales; Pleosporaceae.